Gorilla gorilla gorilla (western lowland gorilla) is the source of this 4319-nucleotide messenger RNA. It is a transcript of the gene TCERG1, whose product is annotated as transcription elongation regulator 1. Gene Ontology annotation, molecular function: RNA polymerase binding; transcription coregulator activity. Bases 221 to 3460 code for a protein of 1079 amino acids. Lineage: Eukaryota; Metazoa; Chordata; Mammalia; Primates; Hominidae. The record is from RefSeq and is a predicted model, not a curated record. Gene Ontology annotation, cellular component: nucleus. The transcript has 21 exons.
GAGUCACCAAUCAACUGGCUGUCUUCAUACCGCUUUCAAAGUCGGCGGGCGCCUUGCCCAAUAGCAAAGAACAUACCACCCCCAUUUCGAAGAUUGAUGGAAAGUUCGACCAACCGCAUCUCAGACUUCUACUGUCUCCGCCUCUCUCGUUGGGGAUUGACGAUUUUUCUAGCCAAUAGGAGACGCCGGGUCGGCGGGUGGAUGAACGCGGCCCUCUGUAAUGGCGGAGCGUGGCGGGGACGGGGGCGAGAGUGAACGAUUCAACCCGGGGGAGCUCAGGAUGGCCCAACAGCAGGCCUUGAGGUUCCGAGGUCCGGCUCCCCCACCAAAUGCAGUGAUGCGAGGCCCACCACCUCUGAUGCGACCUCCUCCACCUUUUGGUAUGAUGCGAGGCCCUCCUCCACCACCACGGCCGCCCUUUGGACGUCCUCCUUUUGAUCCUAAUAUGCCGCCAAUGCCUCCUCCAGGAGGGAUACCUCCACCUAUGGGCCCUCCACACCUCCAGAGACCACCUUUCAUGCCUCCUCCCAUGAGUUCCAUGCCUCCUCCUCCGGGUAUGAUGUUUCCACCAGGAAUGCCUCCUGUGACUGCUCCUGGUACUCCAGCACUACCUCCUACGGAGGAGAUAUGGGUUGAAAAUAAAACUCCAGAUGGGAAGGUUUAUUAUUAUAAUGCUCGGACACGUGAAUCUGCAUGGACCAAGCCAGAUGGAGUUAAGGUUAUUCAGCAAUCAGAACUGACACCUAUGCUUGCAGCCCAGGCACAGGUUCAGGCUCAGGCCCAGGCGCAGGCUCAGGCCCAGGCGCAGGCUCAGGCCCAGGCACAAGCUCAGGCCCAGGCUCAGGCUCAGGCCCAGGCCCAGGCGCAGGCCCAGGCCCAGGCCCAAGCCCAAGCCCAGGCCCAGGCUCAGGCUCAGGCACAAGCUCAGGCCCAGGCCCAGGCCCAGGCUCAGGUCCAGGCCCAGGUCCAGGCACAAGUGCAAGCACAAGCAGUUGGAGCUUCCACCCCUACGACCAGUAGCCCAGCAUCUGCAGUAUCCACUUCAACAUCAUCAUCCACCCCUUCCUCUACCACUUCUACCACAACAACUGCUACUUCAGUUGCGCAGACAGUAUCAACACCCACAACACAAGAUCAGACCCCAAGUUCUGCUGUUUCAGUUGCCACGCCUACAGUUAGUGUUUCAACUCCUGCUCCUACAGCCACACCUGUGCAAACCGUUCCCCAGCCGCACCCUCAGACGUUACCUCCUGCUGUUCCUCAUUCAGUACCUCAGCCAACAACAGCAAUACCUGCUUUUCCACCAGUAAUGGUACCUCCGUUUCGUGUUCCCCUUCCUGGCAUGCCAAUUCCACUUCCAGGUGUAUUGCCAGGAAUGGCCCCUCCUAUCGUACCCAUGAUACAUCCCCAGGUUGCUAUUGCAGCUUCACCUGCUACCUUAGCUGGAGCAACAGCAGUUUCUGAAUGGACUGAAUAUAAAACAGCAGAUGGGAAGACAUAUUAUUAUAAUAAUAGAACAUUAGAAUCAACCUGGGAAAAACCCCAAGAACUAAAGGAAAAAGAAAAGUUAGAAGAGAAGAUUAAAGAGCCAAUUAAAGAACCCUCUGAAGAGCCUCUGCCAAUGGAGACGGAGGAGGAGGAUCCUAAAGAAGAGCCUAUAAAGGAGAUAAAGGAGGAGCCCAAAGAAGAGGAGAUGACUGAAGAAGAAAAGGCUGCCCAGAAGGCAAAGCCAGUUGCUACUGCUCCUAUUCCUGGUACUCCAUGGUGUGUCGUUUGGACUGGUGAUGAGCGGGUCUUCUUUUAUAAUCCCACCACUCGUCUUUCUAUGUGGGACCGACCUGAUGAUCUGAUUGGCAGGGCAGAUGUUGACAAAAUUAUUCAGGAGCCCCCUCAUAAAAAAGGAAUGGAGGAAUUGAAGAAACUAAGGCACCCAACUCCGACAAUGCUGUCGAUCCAAAAGUGGCAAUUCUCUAUGAGUGCAAUUAAAGAGGAACAAGAAUUAAUGGAAGAAAUUAAUGAAGAUGAGCCUGUUAAAGCAAAGAAACGGAAGAGAGACGAUAAUAAAGACAUUGACUCAGAGAAAGAAGCUGCCAUGGAAGCUGAAAUUAAAGCUGCCCGAGAAAGGGCCAUUGUCCCUCUGGAGGCUCGAAUGAAGCAGUUCAAGGACAUGCUGCUAGAGAGAGGGGUGUCUGCUUUUUCAACAUGGGAGAAGGAGUUGCACAAGAUAGUUUUUGAUCCCCGGUACUUACUUCUCAAUCCUAAAGAGAGAAAACAGGUGUUUGAUCAGUAUGUAAAGACCAGGGCAGAGGAAGAACGCAGGGAAAAGAAAAAUAAAAUAAUGCAAGCCAAGGAAGAUUUCAAAAAAAUGAUGGAAGAAGCAAAAUUUAAUCCAAGAGCAACUUUUAGUGAAUUUGCAGCCAAGCAUGCUAAAGAUUCAAGAUUCAAAGCAAUUGAAAAGAUGAAAGACCGAGAAGCCUUGUUUAAUGAGUUUGUGGCCGCUGCUAGGAAGAAAGAGAAAGAAGAUUCGAAGACCAGAGGUGAGAAGAUUAAAUCGGAUUUCUUUGAACUAUUAUCUAAUCAUCACUUGGACAGUCAGUCUCGAUGGAGCAAAGUAAAAGACAAAGUAGAAAGUGAUCCGCGUUACAAAGCAGUAGAUAGUUCAUCAAUGAGAGAAGACCUUUUCAAACAGUACAUUGAAAAAAUAGCCAAGAAUUUAGACUCAGAAAAAGAAAAGGAGCUUGAAAGGCAAGCCCGCAUUGAGGCAAGCCUUCGAGAACGAGAAAGGGAGGUUCAAAAGGCCCGUUCAGAACAAACAAAAGAAAUAGAUCGAGAGAGAGAGCAGCACAAACGAGAAGAAGCUAUCCAGAAUUUCAAAGCUCUUCUGUCUGACAUGGUACGUUCUUCAGAUGUGUCAUGGUCUGAUACUCGUAGGACCCUCCGAAAAGAUCACCGCUGGGAAUCUGGAUCCUUAUUGGAAAGAGAGGAGAAAGAGAAGCUUUUUAAUGAACACAUUGAAGCACUUACCAAAAAAAAGAGAGAGCACUUUAGGCAACUUCUGGAUGAAACUUCUGCAAUUACCUUAACAUCCACGUGGAAAGAAGUAAAAAAAAUCAUUAAGGAAGAUCCUCGGUGUAUUAAGUUCUCCUCCAGUGACAGGAAAAAACAAAGAGAAUUUGAAGAAUAUAUCAGAGACAAAUAUAUCACAGCCAAAGCUGACUUCAGGACGCUUUUGAAAGAGACCAAAUUUAUAACAUAUAGAUCCAAAAAAUUAAUCCAAGAAUCGGAUCAGCACCUGAAAGAUGUAGAAAAAAUUUUACAGAAUGACAAACGGUAUCUAGUACUGGACUGUGUGCCAGAGGAGAGGCGUAAACUGAUUGUGGCAUAUGUUGAUGACCUGGAUCGCCGGGGUCCACCCCCACCUCCCACAGCAUCGGAGCCCACGAGACGAUCAACAAAAUAAUUCUAAAUACUCUUCCAUAGGGGCAUCUAUUCAAAAUGCUUGCAUGAGCCAAUUUUCAGGUUUUUACAUAUAUGUGCAUUAGUCAACCUAUUGCGAAACCAUCUGACAAACAGAAGGAGAAGCAUUUGUGAACAGUUUCUGAACAGAACACUUUGGAAAUAUUUAUGCUUUUCUUUGUGUGGCAUGACUGACAUACAUACUCAAAUAUAGGCUGUCUCUAGUAAAUCUUAAAAUCUUGAAGCUAAAAUUCAUCCUUUUAUGAGGUGUGGAAGUCAGUGACUUGGUGACGUUCUUCCUAGCAGUGUUAAUACUUGCAAGAAGUAAGAGCAUUUGUGGCUUGAACUUGCCAGAUGCACAGACUCCAAGAAAACCCGAGUUGGGGUUUGUUUUGUUUUGAUUUUUUUUUUUUAAAGCGGGUAAAAGAGAAAACACUGAAAAUUGAAUUCUUAUCUUCCAGAGGCUACGAUUAUUAUAAUGGACAAUACUUUUACCUUUGUCUCUAAAGAUCAGAUUAGUUUUAUUUGUUCACUUAUGUGCUUUGAUUAUCCCCUCUGAAUUAUAGACCAAGUCUUGUUGUUUAGCCUAAGAGAAGAUUUAUGUAGUAAUUUCUUCUCAGGUAUGGAACCACGGUCAUAACUAACAUGUUGGCCAGAAUAGAACCACUGGUUAAACAUAUUUUAUUCACCAUUAAGUGAUCUUUAUCAAUAUUCUGGAUUAGACAACAAAUUACCUUUCUGGGUGUUUCUUGUAAACUAUACUCCUGUUUGAAUGUUAAACUUUGUUGCUAAAGUUUAAUUUUAAGAUGUUUGAAUGUUCAGUUUAUGUAUUUGAACUACAAUAAACCAACCCUUUUUAUAUA